This is a messenger RNA of Pygocentrus nattereri (red-bellied piranha), 1134 nucleotides long. RefSeq names its product prostasin-like. Gene Ontology annotation, biological process: proteolysis. Gene Ontology annotation, molecular function: serine-type endopeptidase activity. Lineage: Eukaryota; Metazoa; Chordata; Actinopteri; Characiformes; Serrasalmidae. The record is from RefSeq and is a predicted model, not a curated record. The coding region runs from base 1 to 1134 and encodes 377 amino acids. The transcript has 6 exons.
AUGCUUCAACUAACUCUCUACGCCAUCUUCCUUGCAAGCUCAGUGUUUGCUGGAAGUUCAGGCUGUGGAGAGAGGCCUGUGAUGGGUCCACCAAGUGGCUCCCGUGUUGUAGGCGGGCAUUUUGCAGUGAAAGGUGCCUGGCCUUGGCAGGUCAGCAUUCAGUGGAUGUCCAGCCAUAUAUGUGGUGGUUCCAUACUCAACCACCUCUGGAUUCUCUCAGCAGCUCACUGCUUCAACAAGAGCAGAGGCUACUCCACACUGCAGGUUGUGGCAGGGCUUCACUCUCUGUCAAAGAUUGGGAGUACUGCCCAGAUACGCUCUGUGGAAAGAAUUAUUAAACAUGAAGACUAUGACGAGACAAGUUUUGAGAAUGACAUAGCCCUGCUGCAGCUCCAACACCCGCUGUUCUUCACCACUCAUGUGCAGCCUGUGUGCACACUCAGAAAUGAGAGAGAGGAGAGGGAUCUCAGCUUCAGCUCCUGUUUCGUCAGUGGCUGGGGCAGCACUGUAUUCAAAGGGAGCUUGGUGGACACACUGCGAGAGGCUGAGGUGGAGCUCAUUGACACAGAGACGUGUAACCAGCAAGACUGGCACAGCGGCCAUGUCAGUGACAACAUGGUCUGUGCUGGACGGGAAAGGGGGGGUACUGACACAUGUCAGGGGGACAGUGGAGGUCCCCUGUCAUGUUACAGUGAAGUCACAGGUAGAUUCUACAUCUAUGGCGUGACAAGUCAUGGAGAGGACUGCGGCCUGCCGAAGAAAUCCGGCCUGUACACUCGCGCCAGCCGCUACUCAGCAUGGCUGAGGAUAGAGGAGAGAUCAGCUUCCUCAGGAACAGGAACAAAACCCACUAUCUUACAUGCCAUCAUCCUUUCCCUGCUCUGCCAAGGGGACAGUGGAGGUCCCCUGUCAUGUUACAGUGAAGUCACAGGUAGAUUCUACAUCUAUGGCGUGACAAGUCAUGGAGAGGACUGCGGCCUGCCGAAGAAAUCCGGCCUGUACACUCGCGCCAGCCGCUACUCAGCAUGGCUGAGGAUAGAGGAGAGAUCAGCUUCCUCAGGAACAGGAACAAAACCCACUAUCUUACAUGCCAUCAUCCUUUCCCUGCUCUGCCAAGUUUGGACACUCAUUUGA